Cyphellophora attinorum is the source of this 396-nucleotide messenger RNA. RefSeq lists its product as uncharacterized. Bases 1 to 396 code for a protein of 131 amino acids. The record is from RefSeq and is a predicted model, not a curated record. Lineage: Eukaryota; Fungi; Ascomycota; Eurotiomycetes; Chaetothyriales; Cyphellophoraceae. The transcript is spliced from 3 exons.
AUGUCUCGCCGUGGUAUUCAGGUGCUAGGGCUCGCUGCCGCUGGUGGUGUCGGCUACUAUUUGUAUAAUGCCGGUGGAGACCCGAAACUAGCCCAGAAGCAAGCCGAGGCCGAUGCAUCGAAAGCCUCAGCAAAAAUCAAGUCCGAGGUUCCAGGCCGGGGAAAGGAGGCAGAGAAGCGGGCAGAGUCUCUAGCGCAAGAGGCGUCGACCAAAUUCGAUCGGGCGAGCGCUGAUGCCAAAUCGGCGCUAAAGGACGCAGAGGCAAGAGCAAAGGAGUACAAGGACAAGACUGGCAAGGAGAUCAAUGCCGCGGUCGACAAGUUUGAUGCCACCGUCGAGAAGAAGGCGGCCGAAGCCAAGAGCGGGAUUAGCAGUUGGUUUGGAGGUUCCAAGUAG